GCGGGGCCGCGGGGCGGGGCCGGGCCGCGGGAGCUGUUCCGGGCCGCCGGGCAGCCAUGGCGGAUGAGGAGGAGGACGUGCCGUUCGAAGAGGACGCGGAGGACGCCGGCGGGGGCCUGGACGGCGGGCAGGGCAGGAGGAAGAGGCUGUUCUCCAAAGAGCUAAGGUGCAUGAUGUAUGGAUUCGGGGACGACCAGAACCCUUACACAGAAUCAGUGGACAUUCUUGAGGACCUGGUAAUAGAAUUUAUCACAGAAAUGACACACAAGGCCAUGUCCAUUGGGCGGCAGGGUCGGGUGCAGGUUGAGGACAUUGUCUUUCUAAUACGCAAGGACCCCCGGAAGUUUGCCAGAGUUAAAGACCUCCUAACUAUGAAUGAAGAACUGAAACGAGCCAGAAAGGCCUUUGAUGAAGCAAACUAUGGGUCUUGAUUUUGUGCACAAGCUGCACUGGAGCAUUAUUUGGGCAUCUGCUGCUCAGUAAGAAGGAAGAUCGUGUGUGUUGCUUGGAAGGGUUAUUCGGGAUGGAGGUCACUGCUGGGAUGUCUACCCUCACUCCCAGCCUUUUCUGAGAAAUAUUCAAGCAGCUGAAAUGUUACCUGAUUGUAUGUGGUAUACUUAGGUAUUUUUAUACUGUUUGAUGAAAUGAGAAAAAGAGCUGUAAAAAUUCCUGCAAUGGCAGGAGUCUGUUUGAAGUAGGCCUAUGUUCAGUCAGAUGGCUCGAGGGCUGAUGAUUCACAAUUCUCUAAAAUAAUUUCAGUUGUCACUGGGUGAUCCUGUGACAGGAAACCCAGAAAAUGGAUCUUGGUUAUCUAUAUAAAGACCUUAAGCCCAAACUACUAUCAAAGUUGUGCUCUUUGCUCUGUAUAUGCUUUUUGAAUAAAACAUGUUUGUGCUCACGUUUCACA
Molecule: messenger RNA, 907 nt
Organism: Corvus hawaiiensis (hawaiian crow)
Lineage: Eukaryota; Metazoa; Chordata; Aves; Passeriformes; Corvidae
Gene: TAF13
Product: TATA-box binding protein associated factor 13
Exons: 4
Coding region: 57-431 (124 amino acids)
Biological process (GO): transcription by RNA polymerase II
Cellular component (GO): transcription factor TFIID complex
Molecular function (GO): protein heterodimerization activity
Source: RefSeq, a predicted model, not a curated record